Molecule: messenger RNA, 582 nt
Organism: Alnus glutinosa
Lineage: Eukaryota; Viridiplantae; Streptophyta; Magnoliopsida; Fagales; Betulaceae
Product: dolichyl-diphosphooligosaccharide--protein glycosyltransferase subunit DAD1
Exons: 5
Coding region: 81-428 (115 amino acids)
Biological process (GO): protein N-linked glycosylation
Cellular component (GO): membrane; oligosaccharyltransferase complex
Source: RefSeq, a predicted model, not a curated record
CGACUCACCAAAGUAGACUGGGAGGGUUUUGCAUUUGCUCCCACUUUGAAUAUCGCUUCGACCUGUGAAGAAGGCUUGCGAUGGCGAAGUCGACGAGCAAGGACGCCCAAGCCCUUAUCCACGCUCUCCGUUCUGCCUAUGCAGCCACUCCCACCAAUCUCAAAAUCAUCGAUCUCUAUGUGGUUUUCGCUGUCGUCACUGCUCUGAUCCAGGUAGUUUACAUGGCUAUUGUUGGAUCAUUCCCAUUCAACUCGUUUCUCUCAGGUGUACUUUCUUGCGUCGGGACGGCAGUCCUUGCUGUUUGCCUCCGCAUCCAAGUGAACAAAGAAAACAAGGACUUCAAGGAUUUGCCGCCAGAGCGUGCUUUUGCGGAUUUUGUUCUCUGCAAUUUGGUGCUCCAUUUGGUUAUUAUGAAUUUCCUUGGAUAAAUCACCAUCUUUGAGUGUUCUAUAAUGGUGUUUCCUUGUACUUUUACAACUAGAAUCAGCCAUAAAACAGUUAUUUGCCAUUGAUGCAGCAAUUUUUCUUAGUUUGUAACUCGCGGAGGUCACUAUUUAUGAAAAAUGGAUUUAACAUCAGAAA